AUGGCAUCGGCGACGGAUAUCCACGAAAGCCGCCAGGGAGAGUUUCGUGCGCAAACAAUCGCCAUGACUGCUCUUGGGGUUUUCUUUGUGAUUUUACGAUUUAUUUCGCGGUGGAAAAAGGGUCUGCAGCCUGGGUGGGAUGACUAUACGAUUGUGUUGUCGGUCGUGAUGAUUAACUAUGGCAUGGGGCGCCAUGCAGCCGCUCUGCCAACGGAGAACAUCGUGACUAUUGCAAAGUUGCUCAUGGCUUUCGAAUGUGUUUACUGCACAACAGUGGGGGUAAUCAAAAUUUCAAUACUGCUUAUGUACGGCCGCAUAUUCCCCACGCGCAAUUUCCGCAUCGCUUCUUAUAUCCUGGGUACCAUUGUCGUUGGUUGGGUCAUUGCUAUAAUAUGCGUGAGCGUAUUUCAAUGCACUCCUAUAGCCAAAGGCUGGAACAUGAGUUUACCUGGGACCUGUAUCAAUCUCAAGGCUUCAUUCAUUGGAAAUGCGGUUCCGAACAUUGCGACAGAUGUGGCUAUUCUUUCGUUACCGGUACAUGUUGUAUGGGGUCUACAUGCAAACCUCACACAUCGACUGUCGGUGAUUGCGGUAUUUCUUUUGGGUAGCUUUGUUGUAUUUACAAGCGCCUACCGGUUUUCAACACUCUUCGAAUUUGAUCCUACCGAUACCCCCUGGACACUCGCCCGGGCCUGUACCUGGUGUUUGAUAGAAUGCUCCAGCGGAAUCAUUUCCGCCUGCCUACCGACCUUGCGACCGCUGUUCAUGAUGCUUUCAUCAAAGUUCUCCAGCACCCUUGGCACUUCCAAUGCACACACGAGCGAUUUCCACAACUCGGCGCUUAAAAGCGCGAGCGGAGGACAUUCAGCACUGCGGCCAGAUUUGAAUCCCAAGCAAAAUAUACGACUGGAGAUCAGCCAAGCAGAUGAUGCAUCGGGAGAUGAGGUGCCAUUAAAUUCAAUCAGGGUGCAACGCGAUAUGACCUGGCAGGAAACGAUUUACGAUUCCCGGAGACAGGGUGCUUAA
Molecule: messenger RNA, 1026 nt
Organism: Penicillium cosmopolitanum
Lineage: Eukaryota; Fungi; Ascomycota; Eurotiomycetes; Eurotiales; Aspergillaceae
Exons: 4
Coding region: 1-1026 (341 amino acids)
Source: RefSeq, a predicted model, not a curated record